Molecule: messenger RNA, 1989 nt
Organism: Colletotrichum orchidophilum
Lineage: Eukaryota; Fungi; Ascomycota; Sordariomycetes; Glomerellales; Glomerellaceae
Exons: 3
Coding region: 1-1989 (662 amino acids)
Biological process (GO): DNA-templated transcription
Molecular function (GO): zinc ion binding; DNA binding
Source: RefSeq, a predicted model, not a curated record
AUGUUGAAACAGCGAAAUGGGCAGCGGCAAGAGUCUCACCCAACACAGGAAAGCGACGAACAGCCUCCGUCAGAGCGACCAUCACCAGGCUCUCCUCACCAAGAGGAAGCAUCACCCAGCUUACAGGCCUCGCCAUCACAACAGACUCCUCCGCCGGACGACCUCACAGGCCAAUCUACUGAUAGUAGUCCGACACCUGUCCUUACUGAGUCUACUUUACCGACUACCGUUACGGAUGGUGUCACCAUUGCGGCAUCGGAUCCGGACCAAGGCAAUCAACAUGAAGCCCAAGGGGAGCUGAUGAGUGAUGUGUACGAUGAGUCCAUGCUCGACAACAUACAAGGCUUCGUAUCCUACCUGUCAGCCCAUGGUCCGGCUAUGGCAACCUCGCAUCCCAUCGAAAAGACGUGGGUCUCGGCUGAGCCACCAUAUCCAGUGAUCGGCCACGGUCACGGUCAGCGCUGUAUCACUUGCGGCCGAUCUGAUAGCCGCUUGUUAGAUGACGCGCCCAUCACGAUCCCGAUAGGCCACCACACAUCGACCGGGAGCAUGUUCGCUCUUGAACCUGUUCGUCGUCUGAUUGGUGACUACCCACGAGACUUCUUCUACCAGGUUGAGACAUGCCGAACAAGCAUCCCGGAACUCAGCGCUAGACAUGACUUGUCACUCCUCCUUGCGUCCGUUGACUUCAUUGGCGGUGCAACUGAUGGUCUCAUUUCCAGCUACUUCACUAACAUCAACUCUACAUUCCCCAUAUUGGACAAGACGUCCUUCACUGAUCUCUUUCAUCGUACCCUGCGAGGUGAUCAGUGCGAAGACGUCGAUGCCGCAGUCUGCCUGGUCGUCUUGGCCCUUGGGAAGCUGGUCAAUUCCAACAGCGAAGAUGCCGGCUCGACGAACCACUCGUACGGUCUCGAAUACUUCAUCCCCGCCUACCAGAUAUUGACAACGCAGUGGGUUACCUCCUUCGGCACGGAUCUUUCUCUACCCACUGGCCUGGUCCUUUCUGCCAUCUACAUGUCUUGCCUCGCUCGACCACUCCUUGCUUGGAAGCUUGUGUACAUGGCUUCGAGUAAGCUGCAAAUGAUGGUGCCAAGCCGAAAUCAGGGCAGCGUGGCCUUUUCCAAUGCAGAGAAUGAAACCGUCGGCCGCCUCUUCUGGGCGUGCUUUUUACUAGAGUGUGACAACUUGGCUGAGCUGCAUGUCCCACCAAGCGGCAUCGAAAUUGACAUUGACCGCAUGCAGUAUCCCCGGCUCAGCAGCCCCGAUGAAAGAGACGGACUCGUAUUUCUUGCUUUGUGCUCGGUACGCGGCCUUCUCAAUCGCAUCCAUAAUGCAGUAUACGCGUCGGGGAGCCAGGCCCCCCUUCAGCCAGCAAGCACUCCCAGCUACACCGAGAAUGACAACUCGGCCGGGUCGCCAUCGCUAUCGACAAUUUGCUCACUUGAAAGGGUACUGAAUGAGCUCUCACGCCAGCUGGAGGUGUGGUAUCACUCAUUACCCGACAGCAUUAAGCCAGAUCUGAGUCACAACGUGCCCACUGAUGCGCAUGAGGCUUCGCUGCGGCUUCGAUACUGGUCAGCCAGACACAUCAUCUCGCGCCCAUGUCUUGUCUAUAUCUUGUCUGUCAGCACGGCUGACGAGGUCCCCACGUACGUCUACAAGUAUGCCGAGACUUGCAUUCAGAGCUGUCGCAACUACAUCGAAACCGCUCUGCAGGUCUUGACCAAACGUACCCCAUACGUGUGGGCAAUAUGCCAAGCGUGCCUGGCAACAUCUUUUGUGCUAGCUACGUCAUCGGAGUCACUGAUCUUGAAGCACCUGGUUCCCGAUAUCGAAGGCAUCAUCUCUCGGCUCAUCGUGGGCAUGCAGCGUUGGGCGUCACCCGAGUCCAGCAUAGAGUCAAUAAUUUGCAUCCUACAGUCCAUCCAUCAAAAGCAACGACUGGCGAAACUCAAACGAAGACAUCCGUCCUCUUCGAUGGGCUGA